UUGAAGUUGUGUUUUAAAAGGAACAGCAGAGGCACGGGAUACAAGAACGUCAGAAGACAGUACAUAUAGCCCAGGGUUCAGCUGAAGAUGAAGGUCUUGCCAGUCGUUCUACUGAUUUUGGCCUUUGGCCUAAUCUCAGAUGCUGUGAUUGUUCAUGAAGGAGAAUUUUCUUUCUCACUCGAAUCAGUAAAAAAGGUUUGGGACAUCCUGGCUAAUGAAGAGUCAACCAAACAGACCAAUCCCUUAAGCGUGUUCAGCGCUGUGACAGUGUGUGAAAACCCACUCCUUCCUGAGGAAUUUCAGCCUCUGUGCCAAAGCAAAAAUGCACAAUUUCAUUUUUCCAGACUUGCACUUCUCUCCGGGAAAAAGGAUGUAUGUGAGAUCUGUGCAUUUGCUGCUUGCACUGGUUGCUGAACAUGACUCAGCAUUAUACUGAUACUUCAAGAUCUAAAAUCUUACUCUUUUUAAAUUCCACUUAUUUUUAUUAGUUUGACAAAUUCAUUAUGCAUACUUGUAUGUAAUCUGUCUCUGUGUUGUAAUCAUUUUUAUCUCCAAUCACUAUUUUAAAAGAACUUCAAAUUCACCUGGAUUAAAACUCUGUUAUGAUAGCUUUAAGAUCUAACACUUUGUGGUAGAAUUUAUGUACAAGUUGUUUCCUAUUUUCUAUGUGUUACUUACUAUCAGCAUUUAUUAUAUAGUACAAACCCAAGGCAAAAUUAAAUAUAAUAGAAAUCUCA
Messenger RNA from Pangasianodon hypophthalmus (striped catfish), 737 nucleotides. RefSeq names its product guanylin. Gene Ontology annotation, molecular function: guanylate cyclase activator activity. The record is from RefSeq and is a predicted model, not a curated record. The transcript has 3 exons. Lineage: Eukaryota; Metazoa; Chordata; Actinopteri; Siluriformes; Pangasiidae. The coding region runs from base 88 to 414 and encodes 108 amino acids. Gene Ontology annotation, cellular component: extracellular region.